GGUGUGGUGUGUUAGUCCCUUACAGGUGUGCUGUAAGACAAGUGUUGCAGAAAGGAUUCCACAAACUGCUGGCAUGUGUUUGUCCUAUGGAUCCAGGUUUUGGCAGGCUUGUCCAAUGCAGUGAAUUGUGGGAUGGGUGGAAUGCUAAUAACUACUGUGGCUCUUCAGAGUUUGCGUGAAGGGACAAUCUCUACUCUGCAGGCAAACAUGAAAGAAGAUUUUAUAAAAAUCUUAUCAAUCAGUAAGGGAAGCUGUUGGUAAUAUCGUGUAUACCAUGUAUUUAGAUGUUGCUCUGUUAAGAGUAAAUUGAGUCUCCAUGUCUAGUUCAGUUCUUUGCUUAUCUGUUGUCAUUAACAGUUGUGAUGUAGAUAUCUAUAUGCUGGACACAGGUGGAAAUAUUCUUACUGAUGCCACUAAUGACUCUUGAAUAGCAACAAAAGCUUUCCAUUGGUCUUGACCAAACUGGAGCCAAUGAAGUGAAAGGUUCCUUCCCUUGUUGUCACAAAGCAUGCCCUUAUCUUAUAUUGAAUUAUUUAUACAGCCUAGCAGACAGGAUUAGUAUUUUAUGGACAAAAAGGAUUUGCUAUGGCAAAGGAUGUUACAAUUUUAAAUUAUAUUUAACAUACCAAAGACUGACAAAGUGAGAGGAUGGAAACGAACAUGGGACGAUUACUGUUACAUAUGCAUCAUCUUUGGUCCCUUGUCAUUUUUUAACAAAGAGGAUAUUUGCAAAGGUACAAAGGGUGGUCAGGCACUCACCUCCUACUGAUGCUCAAGAGAAGUCAGGUGCUUAACUGCCCUAUUUGCCUUUGAAAAUCUACCCUUAUAAUUUGGAAGCAGUGUGUCCCGAGUGAGGGCUGGAGUGGAGGACAGCGAUGGAAGUGUAACUAUUUUGAGAAGGAUUUGAAGACUAUAGUGCUCAGACGUGGGAGGAUGUUCUAGGUAUAGAAUGCAGGAGAGUGCAUAGUUGCUUGUAGAAAAGUCAAACGUGCAUAGCAUAGAGAGCACACAGAAAGGAAGGGAGGCAACUAGAUAUGAGAUGGGAGGCAGAGCUGUGUAUAGCCUUGAAAGGCAGGAAGGAGUGUUGAACGGGAUACUGUGGGAAAAUAAAAUCCAUUAUAAACUUGAGUGUGGGGUGGUGCAGGUGAUAGAGCAGUGGUGAGGAAGGUGAUCUUGGAGUUGAAGAGUCAAGGUGCCAGAGAGGAGAGUUUGAUGUUUUUGUUACAGUUGUGUUAAGUCUUUUUGUCCAGCUCAGAUCUUCAGCUAUCUAAAAGCUACAAAUCGUCUAGGAUGGAAACAAGCACUCUAGAUAUUGUAUCCUUUUAAGCUGAAUGAAGUCUGAGAAUAACUCAGAGCAAAACUCACCAGCAUCAAAAAACUCAUUUUCUAGUGGUUCCACAUACUAGUGAAACUAUACAGGGUAAUUCACAGACAGACUGUAAAACUUUGUAUAGGUAAAAGUUGUUAUAAGCUAAUUGUGAGUAGCAAAAAGCAGCCAUUAAAAGGGCAGGAAAUUGUAGAGUAAGCUUACAAGAAACCCAAACAUUUGAAAAUAUGCAAAUUCACAGUUAAGGUACCCACACUACCUUAAUAUUAAUUCUGGACAAUUUCAGUAUCCCAUCUUUUCUGUGACUCUUGUAGCUGCUUUGUAAGAUGCUGGUUUUGGGUUGUUGACUUUUUCUAAGAACUUUUGAGAGGGCUCCAGCCUAUGGUUUAAACAGCCAGUGAACUUGUAGGAUUCACAAGUGGGAUAAAAAAUGUAUACCUGAGCACUGGCUUUUCCUGAUUCAUGUCUCCAUUGUUGGUUACAUUACAUCUAAUGACACUGGAUCAGCAUCAGAAGGCUCAGUCUGCUGUCUACCAGGGUACUGAGCACCCUCAGCAACCUUGCAUGACUGGGCCCUCACAGGGUGAGGAGUGAUUACCUUCAGUGAGCUAGUUGUGUUUAGGAAUUUUUUAAAUAACAUUUUCUGUGGAGUGGCUUUGACAUUUAGUAAGGCUAGAUGUGGCAUAAUCACUGAACGAAUAUAUCAUUCUAUUCUUGUCACAGAUAACACUUUCUUAUUGAUAGAUAACAGUAGUCUGAAUUUCUGAUAUUUUCAUGCGAGUGCUAAGAGGCAAAGUGCUAAGUAUAUAUUUAAGGUAGUUUGGUAAGUUAAUUGUGCAUUUCCACAUGCACAUCCAAAUAUCUGGGUUUAUUAUAUGCUUUAUUUCUGAAUUUCUUGCUUUGGUUUCUUUUAUUUUGUUUUGCUAAAAGCAGUGUUCUUAAGAAUAUUUAUCCCUAAGUUAAUGCUAGGUAUUAGCCUUAAUUUAAUAUUGACAUUUUUUGUCUGAGAAUUUCCUUACUUUAAACAAAUCCUAAGUUGGGAAUAUAAGGUAUCUAAAACAAUAUGAUACUUCUGUGAUAUUUAGCUGACUGCACAAAUCAGAAAACUUCAAUUUUUCUUAUGACUAGAUGUAAAAGAUUGUUUAAAUUGUUUUCAUUCGCCAUUACCUGAGUUUGAUAUUCAGUUUAGAAUGGAAUAGUUGUGGCCUGAUUUUCAUAGGUGCUAACUUCAGUUGACUUACAUGGAAUUUACAGGAGCUAUAGGACUUCUGAAAAUUGUGCCAAAAAAUGUAAGCAAAGAACAGAUUUCAACCAGAUAUCAGUAUUCAUGGAGGAGAAACAUUUUAUGGUUUGGUCUUGUAAAAUAUAGACAACAAGGUGCUGAGAAAGUGGUUUCAUUGCCAAGACAUCAUCUCUUCUCUCCUUACAGACACUUCCACCCUGCCCCCAUUCCAAAGACUGACUCAAGUCCUCGUGACAAAAAAGUAACCUAUUGAUACAAGUACUAGCUGCAAUGCGAGAACCUAUACAAGUGAAUGCAGAUCUCUAGGCAGAAUAGAAGAGAUGGAGCCAGCUCACAGGCCAGCAUGACUUUUAUGUGGGGAAAGUGGUGGCAAACCUCUUACUUUAUACCUUGUAAUUAUUUUUUGCACUGAGAAAAAUUGCAGUGCAGUGCAGCGGGGGAGAGAGUGUCAGUCACUGUUUGUACAGUAUCUAGCACAAUGGGUGCCCAAGUUGGUUGGUCUCUCGGUGCUACUGUAACGUAAAUAUCAAAUAAUAAUAUUAAAACAUUUAUAAUGGUCAAGAGUUUCAAACGUAAUUAGUGAUUUUGGGUGCUGUCAUGUACUCUGUACACAUUAGGUUGUAGGGCUGCUACGAGCAGGUUAGGCUUCUGUACCAGGUUUGCACUGGCUACAGAGCUUCCAUCCUGGAGAGAGAUACAAAAGAUGUGUUCUCCUUAAGAUACUUGAAUGCACUGCCCAGUAUGGCUGUUACCAACUGAGGUAAGGUAUGUUACGCACGAAGCCACCUACUUAGCAUUCCACCACAGGUGCCUCAAGUUUUGGCUGUCCAACUUGAGCCACAUCAAAAUGGCCUGCCUUUCAGAAAGUGCUGAGCACCCACCCUCAAAAAAUCAGGCCCCUUCAAAGGUUCAAAUUGACCGCUCAUAGUCGCUACUUUUGAAAAUGUCGGCUGUUGUGUUUUUUUUUCUCAUUUCAGCCAUUCACUUGAUUGUAGCGUGUUUGAAUUUAAUAGCAAAGGGAGAUUUCAAAAUAACAGGCUCAAAUGGAAUUAUUUAAUUAAAAAGGUUAAAGAUUAAUACAGUAUUAGACUACAUAAAGAAAACCUCCAUUAUCUCCUCCUGUUAAUGGUGAAAGGACGGCACCCUGUUCUCUUCCUUGGUAACUGAUGGAAUUCUGGCUGUGGUCAUUCCCAAACUAAUUCCCAAACUCUCUUUUCUUUUAUAGGGUGUGAGGCAAAAAUUACCUUCCCACUCUUAAUUUCACUAUGUGUUCUGUUUUUGAUCUCUCAUUUUAUAUAAUUACUUACAGAAUUUAUUUUAUGGAAACUUAGUUUACAUGAUUAAUAAGCUAAAGGAAUUUCUAGUUCAGUUAUUAAGAACACCUGUUGUAAUAAGCACUUCCUUUGAGUUAAAAACAUCUUUCAAUGGGUCAUAAUUUCAUAAAUCGCAGAAAAAUCUGUGAUGACAAAUGUCCCUUAUAAAUGACAGAACAUAAUUGAGAUUAUAAGCACUCCCUUAUCAAUUACCCCGUCUUAUUUAUUUUAACAUACUUCUGUAGGGUCCCUUCCCUAGAUGUCUUGGCUAUCUUAGUAAAAGAUUACAUACGUUCCAUUACUGGGUUCACUUUCCCUUCAUGUACUAGGUUCAACUGAAGGACAAAGAACUUUUCAGUUUCAGUAGGUAUAGGGCAGUAAACAUAUAAAUAUACAACAUAAAAAGGAUUGUGGUUAACAUGUAAAAGAAUUAUGAGAGUUUAUGGAAAUUAUGAAAGGUUCAUAUUUACGAGCAGGAUUACUUAAGUUAAAUCAACAAAAACUUCUGAGAAGUUAUAGUAAGGAAUAAAGGUGGAGUUUAGAUUAGGUGUAUCCUACAUUUUAGAGAAACUCUCAUUUUUAUUUUUAGUAUUCCUAUUAUGUGUGCUCUGUGAUUAUUAGAUUAAUUCCAAACGAGGCUGAAGUUCUCUUGAAUCUAGCCAACUCUUGUCUAGAUCUUCUGAAAUGUUUCACAAGAAGUUGAAGGAAAAAGUGUGGGAGCAUGUGACAGCUAAUCUCUUUAGCAAUAAGACUCUGAAAUGGAUGAUAAGCCUUCUCAGUAACAUAAUUGUGUUAGGCAUCUUUGUUAAGUACAAGGAACUUCGGACAGCAACAAAUGCAAUUAUUAUUAACCUGGCUUUUACCGACAUCGGUGUUAGUGGCAUUGGUUAUCCUAUGUCUGCUGCUUCAGACCUACAUGGAAGCUGGAAAUUUGGGUACACCGGAUGCCAGAUCUAUGCUGCCUUAAAUAUCUUCUUCGGAAUGGCAAGUAUCGGGUUGCUUACAGUUGUUGCAAUUGAUCGUUACCUGACAAUCUGCAGGCCUGAUAUAGGAAGAAGAAUGACUACCCGCAACUAUACUUCCCUGAUCCUAGCUGCCUGGAUAAAUGCUGUCUUUUGGGCCUUGAUGCCUAUUGUUGGGUGGGCUAGCUAUGCCCCAGAUCCAACAGGAGCCACCUGCACAAUAAACUGGCGGAAAAAUGAUGCGUCCUUUGUUUCUUAUACAAUGACCGUAAUUGCUGUUAAUUUUGUCGUGCCCUUAACAGUCAUGUUUUACUGUUACUACAAUGUUUCCUGCACAAUGAAGCAGUACACUACCAGUAACUGCCUGGAGAGCAUCAACAUAGACUGGUCUGAUCAAGUAGAUGUAACAAAGAUGUCUGUUGUGAUGAUUGUGAUGUUUCUGGUGGCUUGGUCUCCAUAUUCCAUUGUAUGCUUAUGGUCUUCCUUUGGAGACCCAAAGAAGAUUUCCCCUGCAAUGGCCAUCAUAGCACCUCUAUUUGCAAAAUCUUCCACAUUCUAUAACCCCUGUAUUUAUGUCAUUGCAAACAAAAAGUUCCGGAGAGCAAUCCUGGCAAUGGUUCGAUGUCAAACUCGGCAGGAGAUCACUAUUAAUAACGCUUUACCAAUGAGUGUCUCUCAAAGCACGCUAACAUAAUGAGGCUGCUCAAAAGCACUGCCACUUUAUUUACCCUACAGUAUAUGUUUUGUACACUACAUGGAAAUAAGUGGUCAAACCUGGGCCACAAUUAAAUUUGUAUCACACUGUAAUAAUCCAGUCCAACAAGCCAGUUGUUUUUCUCAUUGUCUCAAUAAUAUUUAAUACAGUUUUUUUUUAAAUGCCAAGAUUUUAGUACUGAAGACUAGGUCAAUUGGCAUAAUAUGCUUAUCCCUCUCAAAAGGUGAUUGUGAAUGCUCAGUGUGUUUUGUAACUCUUGGAUAGUGGGAUAAAAUGAUGUGGGAGGGAGAAUAAAGCAGGACAUGCUUAAUUGUGCUAUAGUAACAGAAAUAAAUUUUGUGUAUGCAUAGUUCUUUUGGUAUGUGUAAUUUCCCCCUUUGAACUCUAAACCAGUUCUCAAUACUUCAGGCACAGUACUACUGUAUCCUGCAUUUCCCUCAAUGUCUUAAAUGCACAGAUUGAUCUGACCUGAAAAGUUUGCUUCUGUGAGUACUGUAGAAUGCAGGCGUAUUUAAACUCCAGUGUUGCCAACUCUCUUUAUUAUCAGUUUUGUGGUAUUUUGGUAGUUUUCUGGCUCCUGGAGCCAAGUGAUUAUGUGAGAAUCUCAGCUUUCAUUUUUAAAAUAGUAAAAUUCUAACCUUUGUGCCUGAAGAGAAAAAUCUUGAAACUGUGACCCAAGCACAUGUUAAAAGUUUAAACCAAAAGGCAAGUAAAAAAACCCCAAAUUUAUUAUUUUAAGGUAAUCUCAUGAUUUUUGAGGCCUGACUCAUGGUUUUUGAAUGCCUAGCACUGGCCAUCUUGGGAAUCAGUUUAUUCAGGGCUGAAGGGAUGAAUAUCUUUUCAAAGAUUCAAUUGUAGGUGGUAGUUAACUUGAUAUUGGUAUUUCUGAUGUUUGGAGAAUAAAUAUCUUGUCUGCUGGUAAUAUAAAAUAUGAACAACACUCAGGCAGAUCUUAACUAAAACAGCUUCAUCUAACUACAACUACUUACCAUAUUGAGUCCACUUCCUAUUACCCAGUUCCUGUGUCUUUUUUAAAGUGAUACAGACUCUUUUGGAAUGCUGGAUGUUGAACUCUUUACUUUGCAUUAACAAUAAAAUAAAGAGAGAGAAUAUAGUUUGUUCUGAAAUCCACUAAUCUGUUCUAAAAAGCAAACAUUCUAAUGCUUCAAGGAAGAACAAAGAACACACAUUUUAAAGCACAAUCUAAGGGGAUUUCACUUCACAUGAUAUUUUUGGUGCUAUCAACUGAUAAUCAAUAGAUGGCUCCAACAAUUAGUUUAUUUUUUGACUUUUAUUAACAUUUAAGUUUUGUGUGAAGUCCUCUAUAUUCUUUUCAGAAUACAACUAUUAUUUUAAACAUAUUUAAGCUUUCUGGUAAAGCCUGAAAAAAUUGUCUAAAAAAAGUUGUAAAACCUAACUCAUUGUGCUAUUAAUCUUGACUGUUUUUAAUAUUAAAAUGCAGGUACAUUCUGCACUGUAUAGUUAUUCAGUCUUAGAAUAUGCCCCUUUCAGUACUUUAAGUACUUUUAGCCCCUUUUAGUACUAUCUUUGACAUGUUACACUUAUAUAGUACACUUCCCUCCAGAAUCUCAGAAUGCUUUACAAAUCUUAGCUAACUAAACUGCACAACACCCCUGUGAAGUAAAGGGAUAUGUUAAAAUAUAUCUAGUAAAUCUGUAUUCAAUAUAGUUAACUAUAAAGAUGAUUUCCUGAUAUGUGAUAGAUAUAAUUUUAACAGAAUAUGUUCCUUUGACAUAAUAAAAAACAAGCUGGUUCAACUGAUCCCUUUCAGGAUACAUUUGAAGGUUAAGUAGCUACAGAUCUCAGCUAAUCCAGUGUAAUCUGCUAUUACUAAAUGGAUGUCUACAUUCACAUUCAUAGCACACAGCACACGAGUGCCUGGGAAUAAAAGUUUUUAGAUUGUGUUCA
Molecule: messenger RNA, 7489 nt
Organism: Gopherus flavomarginatus (Mexican gopher tortoise)
Lineage: Eukaryota; Metazoa; Chordata; Testudines; Testudinidae
Gene: RRH
Product: retinal pigment epithelium-derived rhodopsin homolog
Exons: 7
Coding region: 4568-5539 (323 amino acids)
Biological process (GO): visual perception; G protein-coupled receptor signaling pathway
Cellular component (GO): membrane; photoreceptor outer segment
Molecular function (GO): G protein-coupled receptor activity
Source: RefSeq, a predicted model, not a curated record